Molecule: messenger RNA, 1105 nt
Organism: Saccostrea cuccullata (small rock oyster)
Lineage: Eukaryota; Metazoa; Mollusca; Bivalvia; Ostreida; Ostreidae
Product: nucleoporin NUP35-like
Exons: 11
Coding region: 54-1040 (328 amino acids)
Biological process (GO): nuclear pore organization; NLS-bearing protein import into nucleus
Cellular component (GO): nuclear membrane; nuclear pore nuclear basket; nuclear pore central transport channel
Molecular function (GO): nucleic acid binding; structural constituent of nuclear pore; phospholipid binding
Source: RefSeq, a predicted model, not a curated record
ACCUUAAUUUUACACUCCGGAAGUCACGUUUACGUCAGUGAACAAAAUUCAAAAUGUUUUCAUCGCAAGGAUAUGAUGCUCACGGUAGCUUUGGGAUGGAACCAAUGACAAUGGGGUCCCCCACAAGUCCUACCUCUCCCCACCAAUCACAAUUUUUACCAAGCUUUUUGAUGGGAGAAUCCAUACAUCACAGUCCAGGUCCACAACACUGGUCCACUUCAAGUCCCCAAUCCUCAACUCAGAGAGGGUCUUCAGUUACUUCUCCUACAAGUCUACACACUGGAUCAAGGCCCAGGGCAGAAGUGUUGAGACCAAAAGAGAGAGUUGGAGCUCCUCCAAUCAAAGGACUCAUGACAAGUCCAACAAGUGCUUUGUCUGGUUCAUUUCAUGCACCCCACACACCUCAUCAUGAUCACAGUUUACACAUGAAAUCAGCUCACACUCCUGGAACAGGUGCCCCACCCACAGCAAGUAUUUUACACAGUGAAACACCUCAUGGGGGAAGUCAGAGUUUUAUGCUUGACAAUUCAAUGGGGCUCUCUCCUGCCCAAAUAGAUCCAUUCUACACACAAGGAGAAAUGUUGACAGCUGAUGAUGCACUAGAUGAAACAUGGGUAACAGUGUUUGGAUUUCAAGCAGCAGCAGCCUCUUAUUUCUUACAACAGUUUUCACAGUACGGGAAUAUUUUAAAAUAUGAGAUUGCAACAGAAGGAAAUUGGAUGCAUCUCCAUUACCAGUCUAAGUUACAAGCAAAGAAAGCUCUAAGUAAAGAUGGAAAAAUCUUUAAUAACUGUGUUAUGAUUGGCGUCAAACACUGCAUAGAUAAGGCUGUGAUGGAGAGAGAUAGAAAAGCCAGUGUCCCAGAGGAACAUACAGCGGACCUUAACACAUCAACGGCUACCAGAAACACCCCCAUCCGGCCCCUCACAGCGGCCUACAAAGCAGCCAGGAGUGACCAUGAGGUUGUGAAAAACAAUCAGACCCCCCAGAAAAAUUCCUCCUUCAUUGGAAAGACCAUGGAGUAUAUGUUUGGCUGGUGACAAACUCAGGAAAUUGUUUUAUAUUGUGCAAUGAAUUGUUUUCUAAAUAAAUACAUAUAUUUUAA